CGAGGGGGUGUGUAACUUCUUUUUGUCUUUUCCACUAUAAAGGGGAUAUCAUUUAAGAGGGAUCAUUAGCUGAGAGCAGCCCGGCUGGGUCGAGGCUGGGAGGCGGGGACGCAGUUGCAAGCAGUGGAGCAAGGUGGAGGCACGAAGACAGAAGACCAGGCUAAUGAAAGCAUGAGGUGGCUCUUGGGCAGCAGCUUGAAAAAAUUUGGACACGCUGACAGGGGAAACUAUGACUGGCUAAACAGUGAACCUGGUGGGCCACUUCUGGAAACAGAGCUUCAGAGCAGACAACAGACAAGUUCAACCAAAGACGACAUAGAACCAUUUCUGUGCAUCAUACUGCCUGCCACCAUGAUGCUCUUCCUGGCAUUCCUGCUGCUCUUCCUGUACCGCCGUUGCCAGCGCCCCACUCAGCAGGGGCAGAUCUUCAGCAUCGACCUUCCUGAGGCCCUGCCUGAACAUGAUGUGUCCAAUUUCCUUUCUGCACUGCCCUGGAACAGUGAACAGAGUUUCCACUACUCCACACUGGUCCCUGAUGCCACAUUCCUCUCUGUGUGUUUACCUCCAUCGUAUGAGGAGGCCACCAUGAAGACUUCCAUGGAAGAGGCUCACACUGAGCUCUCUCCAGACCCAGUGCCUCCUUAUGAAGAGAGCACACUGCAGACCGGCAGCGCCAAAUAA
Messenger RNA from Manacus vitellinus (golden-collared manakin), 681 nucleotides. RefSeq names its product small integral membrane protein 28 (gene SMIM28). The coding region runs from base 172 to 681 and encodes 169 amino acids. The record is from RefSeq and is a predicted model, not a curated record. Lineage: Eukaryota; Metazoa; Chordata; Aves; Passeriformes; Pipridae. The transcript has 2 exons.